GAUGAAAUUGUCCUAAGAAGCCGGUCCCCCGGGUUUGGUGUGUGAAAGUCAAGAGGUUGCUGGUUCAAGACGGAGAGAUGGAGGACAUCCAAGCACGUGUUCAGAAUGCUGUGAAUUCUAUGAUCACACAAUUAGAUCAAGAAUGCCUUAGAAAGAUGCAGGGUGAUAUGUACCGAUGUGGUGCCAAUUGCUGUGAUAACGUCAAUUCAAAUAUGGAAGAUGUGCACCGCUGCAUCGACCGAUGUUCAGAGCCAGUGAACCGUGCACAGAGUCUAAUUCAGAAUGAAAUACAAAUGUUCCAGGAUCGACUACAGCGCUGUGCCCUCGACUGCAAAGACCAAGUUCGUGACAGGAUGAACCCUACCGCUACGGAUAUGACCCAGUAUCGUGGAGAGCUCGAGUCUUGUGUACGGAAGUGCUCGGAGACUCAUAUUAAUUUGAUACCAACUCUUAUGAAACGCAUACGGGAGACAAUAGCAGUACAGUCGAAGUAGCACAUGGACCUUGUAGUCACAGCAGAGUUAGAGUUCGGGUGGAUGAACAGAUGGAUUGGGUGAGUGGAUGGAUGGACGAAUGAGAGCAGUCAUUGUUUAUGUUUCCCUGUUGGUUUUGGUGCUUAUCCCUCCCGUGGACAUAUGCAGGUAUCACCUGAUCAAGAGAAACAUUGCAGAGGUUUUCUUGUUGGUUGGGUGGAUGGGGCAGAGGAUAUGAGGCAUAUUGGUGGAGAAAUGCAAUUGGAAUUACAAGAAUUCUAACUGGAAUUGCAACAGUUCUAACUAAGAGAAAAUAAAAUUCUUAUAAAAUGAAAGUGAA
Octopus sinensis (East Asian common octopus) is the source of this 813-nucleotide messenger RNA. Its product is annotated as protein FAM136A. The record is from RefSeq and is a predicted model, not a curated record. The coding region runs from base 78 to 494 and encodes 138 amino acids. Gene Ontology annotation, cellular component: cytoplasm. NCBI's taxonomy places the organism in Eukaryota, Metazoa, Mollusca, Cephalopoda, Octopoda, Octopodidae. The transcript is spliced from 3 exons.